AGCAGCUUUACUUUUCGAUAUCGAGGCUCGGUGAUGUCACUCUUUAGUCACGGAAAAAAAUUUUGAUAGUUCCGAUGUUAACAAUCUUGAGAGCAUCAAACUUAUUGGAUGUUUGUCACCAAGUCAUUGUGUAAAAGAGGCUUGUAGAAGGUGUGUAAAUAGUUGGUAGUCUUGUAUAUAUAAAACCCACAAAAUGAAGCUAUAUUCCCUGACAGUAUUGUAUAAGACAGAGCACAAAGUGCGAUCACUGAAGGCUGCACAUGACCUCCAGUCCUUUGGAUAUUUUCAGAGAGGAAGUGUUAGAGAAUUUAUGGAUUUCACGAGUCGUAUAGUAACAGAGCGGACAUCUUUAUGUAGCAGGGCUUCAGUAAAAGAACAAGAAUACAUGGUGCAUGUCUAUGUGCGUGCUGAUGGUUUAGCAGGUGUGCUAAUUGCUGAUCAUGAAUAUCCAGUGAGAGUUGCCUUUACGUUGCUUAAUAAAGUGCUGGAUGAAUUCUCAGAAAAAUUCCCCAAGAUUGAAUGGGGUACCGUUGAAGAAAACACUGUUCAAUUUUCAAAUGCGGAUGAUUAUUUAGUCAAAUACCAGAAUCCCAAGGAGGCUGACGCCAUGACCAGACUACAAGCAGACAUAGAUGAAACCAAGAUCAUUCUUCAUAAUACAAUAGAAGCUGUACUACAGAGGGGAGAGAAAUUAGAUGACCUUGUUGAUAAAUCAGAGGGACUCAGCACGCAAUCCAAGGCUUUUUAUAAAACAGCAAAGAAGACCAAUUCCUGCUGUGUGAUAUUAUAAUAGAGGCUGACUGAUUGAAAUGGAAAUCAAAUUUACCAGAUGAAGAAAGUAACCUAGAUAUAAAUACAUUUAGAAGAUGGACCAUUUGAGUGUUUACCAUGGCAAAAUGUGCACAUAUGAUUACAAACUAAUAUGACCAUUACAUACGUUACAAAAUGCAUAUGUUGUGUAUGCAUUGUAAGUCACAGAAACUAUUUUCCUGAGUAAAAUAUGAAAUUCACUGUAUUUCAUAUUCUGUAACGUUCUGCAAAUGUCUUUUUAAGAAUGGAGAAAGAUGACAUUUUAAUAUUUGUGGACAUAGGUAAACAUUCACCAAACGUGCUGUGGGGAAUGCACACCAAACAGUGGAACAUUUAAGGCAAGUUAAGCGAUAUGAAUACCCUGUAUGACUACUGCAACAACCACUUUAGCAAGGCUGAGAUACAAAGGAUCUUGUUGGUAAAAGAGGCUUGUAGCAAUACAUUUCUCUGUGUCCCACUGACCUUAAAUGAAGGCAUAUAUUUGCAGGGGAUUAUUUGCUGUAGAGAAUGAUUAAGGAUGGUAAAAAAACGAGAAUCUGAACCAUUAAAUUUACGUGCAUGAGAGACUGCUGUUGAUAAGUUGUGCUUAUGAGAUGUAGGUCAUUGUGAUGAAACGUAACAGCUGUAUCAGCUGUUGUCACAGUGAUGGAUUUAAGCAGGUCAUGGAAAUUAUUUAAGAUUGGAUAAGAGAUUAAUACCAUUCAAGGUAAAUUAUAGAUUGCCAUAUAUUGUGUUUAGGUGAUAAGUAUUAAAUGUCAGACUUACAUAUAUCAUGGCACAUUUUGUUUUGACGAAUCCAAGUGUAAGCAGUUGAAAACAAUAUGAAGCUGCUGCAUUAAUAUGAUAUGAAAAUGUGCUGAUGAAAAAAAAAAAAA
Lingula anatina is the source of this 1685-nucleotide messenger RNA. RefSeq names its product synaptobrevin homolog YKT6-like. Gene Ontology annotation, cellular component: Golgi apparatus; membrane. Gene Ontology annotation, molecular function: SNAP receptor activity. Gene Ontology annotation, biological process: endoplasmic reticulum to Golgi vesicle-mediated transport. The record is from RefSeq and is a predicted model, not a curated record. Lineage: Eukaryota; Metazoa; Brachiopoda; Lingulata; Lingulida; Lingulidae.